UCUCAUUCAAAAGAUGAAGGAAAAAACGAUACUAGUGACGCAUGUUGGGGAAACCGAACUUUUCUCUUGCAUUUUUAGUUCAUAUUUUGUACACACGUGUCGUUAAAGUCACAUAUUGAAACAGCCUUAAAAGCACGUGGGUUGGUUAGUUCUGUAUUUAUUUCUCUUUUGUAACAUACACGAAUUUUUUUUAUUCAAAAAAAUUACAUUUUAAGUAAAAACAAAGGCUUAUUUAUAUCCUAACUAAUUAUAGAAGUAUAGUGUUUUAUUUAGAACGUAAAAUAUAUUAAACACAUAUACAAAUAUGGAAGAAUAUAGUAGCAUCAGUGAAACAAAAAUUUCUACCAAAUGGUACGAUGAGUUUCCGAAAGCAGAGAAACCUUGCAAGCAUAAUAAAUCUGAUUUUGAAGUGUUAAAUUUAAAAGAGAAAGCAAAGAAAUGUCUUGAAGCAGAAACUUCUGCAUUUCAAUUGAAGCAAUCACAUUCUCGAGAUCCAGACUUAGAUUGGUUUAAAACAGCAGCAAAGCGUGGCACGACAUUAGAUAAAGUAGCAGCAACAAUUUUAUUGAUACAAAUUAAUCCAAAGUAUAAUCUGGCCCAAAUAUCGUUUCUUCUUUCUAUGGUAAAAUCAGCCAAACACAAUCAGUGCUAUUUUAUAUUCAGUGCUGUGAAAGAUUUAUUUUUAUCAGAUUUACUACAUCCCACAUUUAAACUUUUAAAGUUUGAAGAGCAAGAUUUAGAUAAAAUAAACAUUCCACAAAGCUCGAAUCAUCAAAUAAAUAAACUGGAUCGGAAUCAAGAGAAGUGGUUGGCUUACAUUUACUUUGAAGAUCAAGUGCGAAAUCACUUUGAAACUUUUGUUUCAAUGCUUUCCGAUUUCGCUUCAGAUUCAGUUGAAAUGAAUCGAGAAAAAGCAAUAGAUGCUAUGAAUUGUAUGUUAAUCGAAAAUUCCGAACAGGAACACAAAAUAUUGCAAUUGAUUGUUAAUAAGAUCGGUGAUCCAUGUAGCAAAGUAGCUUCCAAAGCUGUGUUUUGCUUACUUAAAUUAUUGUACAAACAUCCGAAUAUGAAAAUGGUUGUAUUGAGAGAAGUAGAAAAACUUUUAUUCAGAACAAACGUCUCUGAACGCGCUCAAUAUUAUUCUAUUUGUCUGUUAACACAAUUUGUGUUAAGUAAAGCGGAUAGUGAACUUGCUACUUCUCUUAUUGAAGUUUAUUUUGCCUUCUUCAAAGCAUGCUUGAAGAAAGGAGAGCCCGAUAGCAGAAUGAUGGCUGCUAUUUUAAAAGGAGUUAGCAGAACGUACAAUUAUGCUAAAUGUGACUCAGAAUUAUUGAAUAAUCAUAUCAACUCUUUGUAUAAAGUUGUACAUAUUGGAUCUUUUAAUGUUUCAUUAAACGCACUUAAUCUUUUAUAUCAUGUUGAAAUAAAAAAUACUAAUCAAUGUAAUAGAUAUUAUACAGCUUUCUAUAGGAAACUGUUAGAUUUACAGAUAGGUGUAGCAAGCAAACGUGCAAUUUUUUUAAAUUUGUUGCAUCGUGUACUUGUAAAUGAUGAAAGUUUAGUACGUAGACAUGCUUUAGUUAAACGGACGUUACAGACUGCAUUGUAUUAUCCCGCAAAUAUGGUUUGUGGUAUUUUAUACACAAUAUCCAGAGUUCUACAAUAUAAAAAGGAUUCAAAGGGAUUUUUCUUAAGUACUCAAAAGCUUAUUAAAACUGAAGACAAUGUGUCCAAUGCAAACAAGAUUAAUUCAUCCAAUAAUAGAGAAAUUAUUAAUAGUUUUGAACAUAAUGAGUCUAAAAUUCAACUGGAAAUAGAUCCAAGUAUUAUGAUUAAUGUUACUGCCAAACCUAUUGAAAAUUUAUCAAAGCAGAAUGUCGAAGUAGAAGAAAAAGUCGAAGAUAUUUUGCAAAAACCGUACGAUCCGUUUUGUCGCAAUCCUUUAUACUCGAACGCAUGUUGUAGCAUGUAUUUUGAACUUGUAUUACUGUGUGAUCAUUUUCAUCCGAGCGUAUCUUUAUUCGCAAAUUCAAUCGUUAAUGGAAAACCUAUCAAUUAUACAGGAGAUCCCUUGGAAGAUUUGACGUUAAUACGAUUCUUAGAUAGAUAUGUCUUUAAAAAUCCAAAGAAAUUGGAAAAUAAGAAAGUACAAAAGAAGAAUGAUCCAUUGGCAUUGCGUGCUGGUUAUGUACCAAAAGGUGUACGUUCCUUACCUGUCGAUAGCAUGGCGUAUCUUAAUGAGAACGAGAAAUAUAUUCCGGUAGAUGAACUAUUCCUUCAUCGUUAUUUGAAUAUGCAGAAAAGAUCUAUAGAUAUGUAUAACGAUAAAGAUUCUGAUAAUGAGAGUGUUAAUAGUGAAGAAUUUAAUGAGUUAUUAGGUAAAUUGGGUACUGACGCGGAUAUGGAUGAUUUUGAUAUUGCUGCAAAUAUUGGAACGAUAAAAAAUAAACAAGAUGAUGAAGAGGAUGAAAGUGAUCAACAAAUGGAGGACGAAGAAGAGGAUGUCACAACAUUUGAUACAGAUGAUGAAUAUCCAAGCGAUGUUUCUAUUUCUAAUGAUAGCAAUGACAAUGAUGCUGUUACACAGCAGAAGUCUAAGCAUAAGAAAAAUAAAAAUCAAAUUGAUACAAAUAUGUUUACUAAAAACGAUGACAGUUCUUCAAAUAAGCAGAAAAAGAUGAAAAAGAAACAUAAGAGAGUAGACGAAAAUUCAAAUGAUUCUUUUAAUGGCGAUACUAGCGACGAUGAUGAUUAUUCAUUCUCACAGUCAAAGACAAAUUCCAAAGAGGAUCUAAUGAGUUUAUACGUAUCCGCUGAUAAAUUUGCAGAAAUGUUAGAGGAAUAUGGCCGUACGAAAACUAAGCAUGGUGGUACUGAUGCAUUCAAUACGAUGGACGGUGCAAGUUCCAAACAAAUUGAUUGGGAAAGUAAAAGAAAUGAAAAGCUUACUGGUUCGUAUAGUAGAAAAAAACGUAGGUACGCUAAAAGUUCAUGUAAUAGAAAUAACAAAAAAAUAAAACAUUAGGAAAACAAAUUGUUAUUAUAUUAAGUGUUAUAUUUAUC
Polistes dominula (European paper wasp) is the source of this 3063-nucleotide messenger RNA. RefSeq names its product Nucleolar complex protein 1 (gene Noc1). Gene Ontology annotation, cellular component: nucleus. The record is from RefSeq and is a predicted model, not a curated record. NCBI's taxonomy places the organism in Eukaryota, Metazoa, Arthropoda, Insecta, Hymenoptera, Vespidae.